Medicago truncatula (barrel medic) is the source of this 1986-nucleotide messenger RNA. RefSeq names its product BURP domain-containing protein 9. The record is from RefSeq and is a predicted model, not a curated record. The transcript is spliced from 2 exons. NCBI's taxonomy places the organism in Eukaryota, Viridiplantae, Streptophyta, Magnoliopsida, Fabales, Fabaceae. The coding region runs from base 48 to 1802 and encodes 584 amino acids.
GUUCUCUUCAAGUGGAAUAACUCACUCAUCCACAAUACUUUAAAAAAAUGGCUACUACACCACUAGCACUUAAGUUCCUCACAGUAGUCCUUUUCUUCUUUAUGAUUGGCCAAGACAUCAAUGCCAGAGACUUGAAGGUAGAGCUGCAAGAUCAUGAUCAAGUGGACUCGAAUGAUAAACCUUACAUUACACAAUACGGAGGCAGUAGACCAAAUUAUCCAGCUUCAUAUACCACCACCAAACACAACAAGCAUAUAUCACAUCUCGAAAAGCUAAGCGAGCCUUACAUGAAUGGCGGGUACAGACUUGCAUAUGGUAAACAUGAAGCCAAGAACCCGGAUUACACUACAGGGUACAAGACCCAUACCCAUGAAUCUAAUGAUAAGCUAAGUGAGCCUUAUAUGAAUGGCGGGUACAGACUUGCAUAUGGUAAACAUGAAGCCAACAACCCGGAUUACACUACAGGGUACAAGACCCAUACCCAUGAAUCUAAUGAAAAGCUAAGCGAGCCUUAUAUGAAUGGCGGGUACAGACUUGCAUAUGGUAAACAUGAAGCCAACAACCCGGAUUACACUACAGGGUACAAGACCCAUACCCAUGAAUCUAAUGAAAAGCUAAGCGAGCCUUAUAUGAAUGGCGGGUACAGACUUGCAUAUGGUAAACAUGAAGCCAAGAACCCAGAUUACACUACAGGGUACAAGACCCAUACCCAUGAAUCUAAUGAAAAGCUAAGCGAGCCGUAUAUGAAUGGCGGGUACAGACUUGCAUAUGGUAAACAUGAAGCCAAGAACGCGGAUUACACUACAGGGUACAAGACCCAUACCCAUGAAUCUAAUGAAAAGCUAAGCGAGCCUUACAUGAAUGGUGGGUACAGACUUGCAUAUGGUAAACAUGAAGCCAAGAACCCGGAUUACAUUACAGGGUACAAGACCCAUACCCCUGAAUCCCAUGAAUCUAAUGAAUUGUACGUAUCUGCAUAUGGUAACCAUGAAGCCAAGCAACCAAAUUACCUUAUCGGGAACAUAUCUGUUGGAAAUGACCCAAAAGACCCUCCAUCUACCACCUCAAAAGAUCUAGAAGGCUCCCAAUCUCCUAACUUGGAUCGUACAGAAGCUUUCAAGGUAGGAUUUUUCAAUUUGGAUGAUCUUUAUGUUGGAAAUGUAAUGACCCUUCAAUUUCCCGUCCAAGUGGUUUCUCCUUUUCUCUCAAAAAAAGAGGCUGACUCCAUUCCUCUUGCAAUGUCACAACUUCCAAGUGUUCUUCAACUCUUAUCAAUCCCUGAAGAUUCUCCUCAAGCUAAAUCCAUGAUAAAUUCACUUGGAGAGUGUGAAUCGGAAACCAUUACAGGGGAGACAAAGACUUGUGCCAACUCUCUAGAGUCCAUGCUCGAAUUUGUUAACACGAUCUUUGGUUCAGAUGCCAAAAUUAGUAUUCUAACCACCAACAAACCCUCACCGACAGCUGUCCCUUUACAGAAGUACACCAUUUUGGAAGUAUCCCAUGAUAUUGAUGCUCCAAAAUGGGUAGCUUGUCAUCCCCUCUCAUAUCCAUAUGCCAUUUACUUUUGUCAUUACAUAGCUACAGGGACUAGAGUGUUCAAGGUCUCGCUUGUCGGUGAUGAGAAUGGAGAUAAAAUGGAAGCUGUUGGAAUUUGCCAUUUGGACACAUCUGAUUGGAACCCAGAUCAUAUAAUAUUUAGGCAGCUUAGCAUUAAGGCCGGGAAGAACUCUCCAGUGUGUCACUUCUUACCUGUGAACCAUCUUCUGUGGGUUCCAAUGCAACCUUCAAAAGCCACCAUGUGAAGUGAGUUGGUCUAUCUAGACUUGUAUAAUAAAGGUUUAUCAAUCUCACUAGUGAUGGUUGUGAGUGAUGAGUGAUGACCAAUUUCGCGUGUUUGUAUGUCUUGUUUUUUUAGAGGAAACAUGUUUGUGUAUGUAUUGUUAUUGCUACUUUUUAUGCAUAAAUAAAUUAAAAAUUAUGUAGAAA